Messenger RNA from Psylliodes chrysocephalus, 2141 nucleotides. The record is from the annotation of a GenBank genome assembly. Lineage: Eukaryota; Metazoa; Arthropoda; Insecta; Coleoptera; Chrysomelidae.
CGAACGAAUUCUCGCACGUAUAUAUCUUCAUUUCUAAUAUUAUUAUUAUUAUUAUUAAAUACUCGUAAAUAGUAUUAAAUAAAAUGUACAGUUUUAAAUUAAUUUUAUUAUCAUUUUUCGGAAUUAUGUGCUGUGGCCAAUGUUAUAAUUUCUUAGGUGUGUUUCCGAUUCCUAUAAAAAGCCAUAUGAUCGUUUUUGCAAAACUAAUGAAAGAAUUAGCUAAAAAGGGACAUAAUGUUACAGUGAUAAGUACAUUUCCGGAAAAAAAUUAUCUACCGAACUACAGAGACGUGGAUUUAUCUGCAUAUAUACCAAAGAUGGUUGAAGUUAUGGUGAUAUCAGAAGAACAAUCUGACAGCAAGAUGGUUAGAUAUGUUGGACCUACAAUGACAUCAGCUUUUGCUGAUUUGGUAUGCGAAGGGCUAUCGUCACGACCGUAUCAAGAUUUUCUAAAGGAGAAUUUAACCUUUGAUGCCAUUAUACUAGAAAGCUUCAAUACCGAGUGUUACGUGAGCAUCGCACAUAAAUUUAAAGCACCUAUUAUAGGAUUCAGUUCUUCAGGAAUAUUAUCAUGGACUCAGGAACGUUUUGGAAUACCAAAAAUCCCAUCGUACCUACCGGAUAUUUUCCUAGGUUUAUCUGAUAGAAUGUCGUUUUUCGAAAGAGUAGAAAAUACAUUAGUGACUUUUUUCCAUAAUUUGUUUCACAAAUUUUAUAGGAUUGUUAAAGAUAAAGAGGUUGUGCGAAAACAUGUUGGUAGUGCCGCUGCGGCAAAUUUGGAGAGUUUAGUGAACAAUAUGAGUUUGUUUCUUGUCAGUACUCAUUUUACUUUGAAUUUGCCUAGGCCGUUUACUCCGAAUGUAAUUGAAGUUGGUGGAAUUCACAUUGAUGAACCGAAAGCUUUACCAAAGAACUUGAACAAAUGGAUAAAUGACUCACCUGGUGGCAUAAUAUAUUUCAGUAUGGGCUCAAUGACUAGCGGUCAAACCUUUCCCGAGAAAAGAGUCAAAGCAUUUAUAAAUGCCUUCGAUCUUCUCCCUCACAGGGUAAUAUGGAAAUGGGAAAAUAAAACUAUGGAAGGAAAAACUGACAAGAUUUUAAUACAGAAAUGGUUACCGCAAUUAGAUAUAUUAUGUAAUCCAAAUGUGAAACUAUUCAUAUCGCAUGGAGGUAUGCUUGGCAUUAUGGAAGCAGUUUACUGUGGAGUUCCUAUUCUUUUAUUACCCCAAUAUGGCGAUCAGCAUAACAACGCUAAGAGUUUGGAAGCUACCGGUGCAGGAGUUAUACUUCGUCUUAGCGAAGUUACCAAGGAAACUGCUUAUCGAGCUAUGCUGAAAGCUCUACGGUUAAGCAAUGAAAUGAAAGCUCUUUCGAAUCGUUUCAAAGAUAGGCCAUUACCUCCAUUAGAAACUGCUGUGUAUUGGACGGAAUAUGUUGUGAGACAAAAUGGCGCCCCUUUUAUGAAGACUGCAGCUGUUGAUAUGCCAUUUUAUCAGUAUUAUUUGCUGGACGUGUUAUUAUUUAUAUUUAGCAUUCUAUUUUUAGUCGUUUAUAUUUUAUUUUUUAUUAUUAAAUUUAUCUUGAGUAAAUUACAAUGUACAACAAAAGUUUAUAAGCAUAAAAUGUCGUAGGUUUAAUCUAAUUAGAAUUAUUUUAUGUUGUUUUAAAAAUAGUAGAAUUUUAGGUGUAUCUAAAUUAUUAUUUUUUUACUAAUUAGCUCAUAGGAAAAUUUCGAAUCAUUAACGUAUAGUUUUAUAUCAGUUUUCACUUUAAAUUGACUUAUUUUCAUGUGUUGUUUUUAAAUUAAAAAUAAAGAUGUAAACAGAUCGUCUGGAAAAAAAAUGCAUAAAAAUAAUUACUUUCAAGAUAAGUAAUUAAUAACAUUGCGGUUAGGUAAACAAUUCGUUUGAAAAUUACACAAUAAUAAUAAUAAUAAUAAUAAUUUAUUCACAUAAAAACAAUAAAUACAUACUUAUAAAACUUGUGAUACAAAAGAAAAUUAAUGGUACCUAUGUGAAUAAAAGAAAACUUACGAGACAUAAAAUGUCUGUGUGUAAGCAUGCUUUUGCAUAAUAAAAUAAAAUAAACAGACAUAUAUAGAUUAAUGAUUAAAAACAUAUUAAAACUAAAACUAAAAUUAA